GGGCAGGUUUUGACGUGCCUGCGAUGUCGCAGGGGACGAUGGCGAAAAACGCGCGCUUUUCUUCGAAAGUUCUGAAACAAAAAAAUGGACCUUCCCAAGGCGAGCGACGAGUCAUGUACGGCGAUCACAUGUCGGAGGUGUCGGUGCGGUCUCAGCACGGUCGGUCGUUCACGUCUAUCAAGGUCUUUGAUGACAAUGACGAGUAUAAAAAAGGAGCCUACCUCUGCUCUCUUGCCAAAAAGUGUGGUCUUACCCUUAACUCGGGUAGAAAGCACAACACCUUGAGUGCUGACUCGACCACAUUCAGCAAGGAUUUCACUCAAAGUUUGAAAGAUCAUGCUGAAUACCCUCAGGUUGUUACAGAAGUCCUGAAGGAAAUAAAGGAGUAUUUGGAUAACCAAGACAGGCUGCAAAAGGCGCUCACCGUGACUUACCAGAAUUCCGAUGACAACAGCGGCACUCUGAAAAACCGAGACAGUGUGUAUCGUCUUCUUCUUCGUGUGGAACCACUUCAGUGGGGUCUGACUGAACAGCUGUUGGAAAAAAUGGUGGAAGUAGCUGUUACUGAUGAGUCACCAGCAAACACCUUCCACGUCCAAGUGCUCAACCAGUUCAAAUGGCUCGAUGGUCUGGCAGGCACCAAGGCGUUCAUGAACAAAGUUUUUGAUGAAGUCCUCCCUGUGAUACCAUUGCACGUGCGUAAAGACCUUGUGCUUGCUCUGCCGCACAUACUGGAGGACUCUGAACACCUAGCUGCGGCUCGAAAACUUGGUGAGCUCUUUACUGAUGACAAGGAGCUUGGUCCUACUGUACUCGAAGCCCUCAGUAACCUCUACGUGGAACCGGAAGUGAUAUCUGAGGUCCGAACUCGUGUGUUGACUGUGCUGAAGUCAUUAAAGCUCAGCCAGCUGCCCCCGACUGUCAAAUUUGUGCUUUCCAACUGCACGGCGCUGGAAGCUCCACAGGUAGUAUAUGAGCUGCGAGCCAACCUCGAACUCCGUCACCUUCUGCCAGUCACGUCUACGCCAACGACUUUCAGUGCUGAAGAAGACGAGGAGCUUCAAAUACUUACUGAAAUUUCUAAUGCUGUCCAGUCGCGCAGGUUUCUUCGUGAUGCUUGGUUGAAGAUCAUUGAGAACGUCAAGGUCGCUGCAGAGCACAAGACUUUGGACAUCCUGUUUCUCGUCAUGCUGCACAAGUUCUUACCGAAACCUGAAGCCAAGUCUGUUGAAAGUCUGCUUCGCAAGAAAGUGCGCAGCGGUCACUUCACGGGGAGCCUACUUGACCGGACAUUUGACUCACACCCACAGGUGAUGAAAGUGUACAGCCGCACAAUGAUGCACCUGGCUCAGGUGCUGCUCUGGUGUCCGGAACCGCAGGUGCUGAAGUUUGGAGAGCGCAUGUACCAGCGCAUGUUCGUCUGCUACGAAGGCACCACCAGAGAGGAAGUGGUGCUGAACCUCGUCACCCAUUUCGGAAGCGGUGUCACCUCUCAAAUGGAUGCUGCCUUUGAUUGUGCCUUGGAUCUUGUUCGUCAGCACACGAUCCUCAUGGCCCCAUAUGGUGGCUUCUUCAAGAGCACGCUGGAUAUACUGCGGAACCUCUCACUGUGCCAAAUUCGCACACUUUUCCUGAUCAUUGCUCUCAUAGCCUAUCGCGGAGGCCGACAGGGUGAAACAUAUCAGGACGAGUUGCACAUGGUAAUACGCAAGAUGGUGAUGAAAUCUUGCCCCCAGAUUGUGCAGCAGGCAUUUUUGGCACUUUCAUCGAGUGUGAAAAGUUGCGAGUUUCUGUCAUUAGUUGUUGCUAAACCAUCUUUUUCUCUGCUAAACAAAACAAUAGGGUUAACAAGUUUGCCCCGUAUGUGUUGGAGGCAUUUGAGCGUGUUAGCCUGGUGGAUAGGUUCUCUUAAUGUCAGAUAUUCUCUUACACUUCACGAGAAAUAUUUGCCAACGCAUGCCUCUUCCAGAUCCAAGAGGAUCGGUGUUGUUGCAGCGCUGAUGACAGUCAAAGCCAUGGCCUCAACCAAGGGAACCAGGACGAGUGAAUCGCUUCAGUUGUCUGCAUCCACUUCGUCGAGCCACGCUACUCCUGAGGAACUGGUCCGAUCCGCAGUCGAACUCCUCGAGCUCGUGAGGGCAUCAACGGCCUGCUGGCCUCAGGCUAUGUCCCUUUUUUAUGAUGAGCUCAGCCGGAUCGUUGUUCGUGGAGAACUGGGGCAGAGCAUUGAGACCUGGAUCAGUGACACCAUUAUCACAGACUUUCAGGACGAUUACAUUGUUGACAUUAUACAAGGGGAACUGGAGCAAACCGAACCAGUCCGAAAUGAGUUGUGCUAUGGUUUGGACAACCUGCCUGAAGGAGCAAUUGCCCUCAAUUUGCUUCCUUUGCUUCUUAGUGAGAAGGCACAGCAGCAGCAGCUCAAGCCGAAAAGCAAACACCGUUCUCUGCUUACCCUGUGCUCCUUGUUUCGUCUGCUGCGCAUUGCGGAGCAGACGACCAGUGGCGAGGCACUAGAUGGCAUAGACGCCCUGCUCGGAUGUCCGGUGAAGAUGCCCGCUUCUGAUGUGCGCAGUUCGUUUCACACACUUUCCAUCGAGCAGCGAGAAACUGUUGUCUCCGCAUCCUUCUAUUGUGUCAACUGGUUUCGAGAGCUCGUCAACGGGUUCUGUGCUCUGCGGGACGAGCAGACUAGAGCGAAGAUGGUGGACCGAAUUCGCCGAAUUGUUGAGCUGCAAAAGUGCCUCGAGAAGUGGCUACAAGGUGUGCCCGGCUAUCUGCCUCCACUGGCUGUGUUUGACAUCGAUGAUGCGGAUACCAAGCCUCCUGUUGUUAACUACCCAGUGGGGAAGAAGAAGCGCAAGGGAAAGGCAACUGGAAAGGGCAAAAAGCGAAAGCUUUUCUCUGACGAAGAUUCGGGUGAUGAGGCUGGGCCGUCGGCCAGAACAGCUUCACCUCCAGAUCUUGACGAAGACGGUGCCGAAAGUGGCAACGAGGAUGAAGAAGCAGAUGAGCCGGAAGUGACUGCAAUGGGUUCGCUGUCCGCAUCUUGGCGACCCUUCCUGCGUGAACUCGACUUUGACGUCUUCGACAUUCUCAAUGUCGGGCUGGUCACCGGUGGCAGUGAGUCAUCGCCUUCAAAGCUUACGACGACUGAGCUUCUAUUUGUGCUCGGAGAGCUAGCCGCCAAGCUGGACUGGGCUCUACCCUCCAGUGGACCAAAGCGUGCAUUUCCGUUCAAGGCCAAGGUGCCACGUGAUGUUGGCUUCUCCAACUUGGCUCUCAGUCCCAAGCCCGACGUGGUCAAGUUCAUGGUCAGUGUGGUUCCGCACCUGUGCUCCCUCCUGGAGGACGUCAGCGGGUACUUUCAGGACUUGAUAUCUCAAAAUGACGGCGUUGUCGAUGCAGCGUCUAUGUUUACAAAUAUAGCUAAGGAGACGGCGUCUUGCAUGACUCUGCUACUGACCUGCCUGAAUGCUUUCUUUUCAUGGAAUGGUUUUGAGACAAGUGACAACCGAGACCAGCUGUGUGAGGCAUUUCGUUCCAUAUCCGAUCGCAUUGGAACAACACAGUUGACACAGGCCUACGUCAUGGCUCUGGGAAAGCGGGCCUUCUCAUAUUUUGCCAAGUUUGCCGAGUCUGUGACAGACCCAGCGGGAGCAACAGCCCUCCUGCGCCUUCUGGGAACAGUCGCCGACCGUGCUCAGAUGUACUCGCUGGAGCAGCGUGGCAUCCGUGAGGUCGCCGAGGGCUUCCUUCGGCGCAACUGGCUCUGUCGUGUUGGCACAUCAAAUGUGCCGCAGAGGCCACAGGGAACACACUUCAACGAGUGCCUUCAGGUCAUGCUCAGAUGCGUUGGCAUCUACAGGCAACAGCAUUCAUAG
Molecule: messenger RNA, 3884 nt
Organism: Rhipicephalus sanguineus (brown dog tick)
Lineage: Eukaryota; Metazoa; Arthropoda; Arachnida; Ixodida; Ixodidae
Product: Fanconi anemia group D2 protein homolog
Exons: 35
Coding region: 24-3884 (1286 amino acids)
Biological process (GO): homologous chromosome pairing at meiosis; mitotic intra-S DNA damage checkpoint signaling; interstrand cross-link repair
Cellular component (GO): condensed chromosome; nucleus
Molecular function (GO): DNA polymerase binding
Source: RefSeq, a predicted model, not a curated record